AGUGCCUGAAGUUAGGGAAAAAGAUGAAGAUUCAUUCCAUGGACCAAGGAGUAGAGCACAUGCUGGUUCUGUCCUCGGAUGGAAAAGUUUUUGAGUACAGCUACAGCAUAGAACCUGCAAGGUUUCAAAGCAUUUUACAUGAAAAAGAUAUAAUUCACAUUGCAUGUGGAUAUUAUCAUUCUCUUGCACUCUCAAAAGGUGGUGAGCUCUUUGCCUGGGGACAGAACGUCCAUGGACAGCUCGGAGUUGGAAGGAUGUUUCCCUCAACCCCCACGCCACAGGCUGUGCAGAGCCUCACAGGAGUCCCGUUGGUGCAGAUUUCUGCAGGAGAAGCCCACAGCAUGGCCUUAUCCAUGUCUGGAAAUGUCUACUCAUGGGGGAGAAAUGAUUGUGGACAGCUAGGCCUGGGCCACACUGAGAAUACAGAUUCUCCUUCCCUUGUUGACAUCCCAGACAAUCAGAAAGUUGAGUUUCUGGCUUGUGGUGGCGCUCACACUGCCCUCCUCACACAGGACGGGCUCAUGUUCACUUUUGGUGCUGGAAAAUACGGGCAACUUGGUCACAAUUCAACAGAGAAUGAACUAAGACCCUGUUUGGUGACUGAAUUCAUUGGAAAUAGAGUGACUCAGAUAGCAUGUGGAAGGUGGCACACACUUGCCUAUGUCUCUGAUUUGGGCAAGGUCUUUUCCUUUGGAUUUGGAGAAGAAGGACAAUUAGGACAUGGUGGAAAACGUUCUCAGCUGAUACCACUGCCGAUGAAAUCACCAUCAAAUGAAGAGCUCCAGUUUGAAAGCCAUCACUCAGGAAAAGAGUUGAUAAUGAUUGCUGGAGGGAAUCAAAGCAUUUUGCUCUGGGUGAAUAAAGAGAAUUCCUAUGUUAAUCUGAGGAGGAAAAUUCUUACACUGAAUGAAGGGACUAUAAAGAGAUGGAUUGAUGAUGUGGGAACUAAACAGUGGCAGAAUACCAGAAGAGAAAUCCGAGAAAUUUUUUCAUAUGCUGCUUGUCUGACUGGAAGUUUCUUAGUGGAAAGAGGAACUGGAGAAACAAUUUCCAUUGAUGUGGAUUUACAGAUGGCAAGAGAGACCUUCAAGAAGUUAACAGAAAAUGAAUUGAUUUCUUCCAUGAUAGUUACAUGUCUGGAGGCUAAUCUGCUCAGAGCUCUUCCAUGUCAUUCUCCACAUCAAGAAGCUCUAUUGAUUUUCCUCCUGCUGCCAGAAUGUCCUGUGAUGCAUGAUUCUAACAACUGGGAGAACCUGGUGAUUCCCUUUGCACAGGCGGUUUGUAACUUGAAUGACAGAUCUUCAAGAAUUCUGAAACAGUACUGGGCAUCCUUGGAAGCAUCUUCUCUGAACACAUUGGUCCAGAUGCUUAAGUCAGCCAUCAUCUCUGAACUGCCUUAUAUAACCACAAAAUUUCAGAGUAUCUGUAAUAUUAAAACUCUUCUAGAAAUGAUGAAAGAAGUGCAUGAGGUAAACAAAUCUACCCGUCAUCUGCCAGAAGGUACUUUCAACAUAGACGAGCUGUCUGACCUGUGGAGUAUUGCUGCAGGAGAAAUACUGUCCUUUUGGGCUGUGGACCAGGUAUUUGAUGACCAUCCCAUUCUUAUUAUGUUCACUCAUUUUUCAUUUGUCUGUAAUUUACAAUCCAAAAUUAAGUUGUUACAUGUUGAUUCAUCAAUAAAAAUGCGGAGGUCAGCAGCCACGGUGGAAGGAAAGGUUGAAUCACCUACAUUAAUACUGAGAAUCAGGCGAAGUCACCUGGUGGAAGAUGCCCUACAUCAGUUAAGCCAAGUUGAAGAAACCAGCUUUUUGAAAACUUUAGUGGUUGAAUUUAUCAAAGAAAUUCGUCCUGAGAGUGGAGGGGUCACUGCUGAGUUCUUCCACUGUAUAUUUGAAGAGAUGACCCAUCCCAAAUAUGGAAUGUUCAUGUAUCCUGAAGAGGGUUCCUGCAUGUGGUUCCCUGUAAAUCCUAAAUGUGGGAAUAGAUACUUCCUCUUUGGGAUGCUCUGUGGACUCUCCCUAUUCAAUUUCAAUAUCGCCAACAUUCCUUUCCCCCUGGCUCUGUAUAAGAAACUUCUGGGCCAAAAUCCAUCUUUGGAAGAUUUAAAAGAACUCAGUCCUUUUUGGGGGAAGAGUUUGCAAGAAAUUAUAAAUGAUGAAGCUGAUGACAUUAAAGAACUUCAUAUGUAUUUCUCUAUACCUUGGGAUCAAAAUGAUGUUGAUUUAAUUCCAGAUGGGAUCUCUGUACCUGUGGACCAAACCAACAAGAAAGACUAUGUCUCUAAGUGUGUUGACUACAUUUUCAACAUCUCCAUAAAGAGAGUUUAUGAAGAAUUUCAUAACGGAUUUUAUAGAGUCUUUGACCAAAAGAUAAUUAAAUGUUUCCAGCCUGAAGAACUAAUGACAGCAGUAAUUGGAAGUACUAAUUAUGACUGGGAAGCCUUUGAAAAGAACUCACAGUAUGAACAAGGAUACCACAUAUCACAUCCUACUAUACUGACAUUUUGGAAGGUUUUCCACAAGUUAACUUUGGAUGAAAAGAAAAAAUUCCUUUUAUUUCUUACAGGGCGUGAUAGAUUGCAUGUAGGAGGCAUCCAGAAUAGAGGAAUAGUGUUCCGCUGUCCUGCAACUUUCAGUGAAAGAGAUUACCCAAGGUCACUGACGUGUCACAGUGUUCUGUAUCUGCCCCAGUAUUCCACAAUGGAAAGAAUGGAGGAAGUCCUUCACGUGGCUAUCAACAACCACAGGGGCUUUGCGCCCCCCGGGAUCCUGCUCCCAUGAUCAGUUCCCAGGGCCUCAGGGAGGCCUCAGGUGCUCAGUCUCUCAGCCUUGGAUUCUUCUGUUUCUGCUUGCAUCUAGUCAGUACAAGAGGUUGACAGUCGUUAGUUAUCAUUAUUUGGAUUUGGUGAUAAUAAAGUUAUACAUCAAAAGUAA
This is a messenger RNA of Chinchilla lanigera (long-tailed chinchilla), 2933 nucleotides long. RefSeq names its product E3 ISG15--protein ligase HERC5-like. Gene Ontology annotation, molecular function: ISG15 transferase activity; ubiquitin protein ligase activity. Gene Ontology annotation, biological process: protein ubiquitination; ubiquitin-dependent protein catabolic process; regulation of defense response to virus. Lineage: Eukaryota; Metazoa; Chordata; Mammalia; Rodentia; Chinchillidae. The record is from RefSeq and is a predicted model, not a curated record.